Molecule: messenger RNA, 821 nt
Organism: Lactuca sativa (garden lettuce)
Lineage: Eukaryota; Viridiplantae; Streptophyta; Magnoliopsida; Asterales; Asteraceae
Product: Oleosin family protein
Biological process (GO): lipid storage
Cellular component (GO): membrane; monolayer-surrounded lipid storage body
Source: RefSeq, a predicted model, not a curated record
CCCUCUUUUCUUCUCACUUUUUUCUCUCUCUCUCUCUCUCUCUCAAUCUCUCUCUAUACCUUACCUUGAAACCCUCACCAAUGACCGAUAGAAACAACGUCGUCGGACAACACCAACGACCACCAAGACCCACCACCAGCGGCGAUGGAGGACCAUUCAUCCGCAGACUCCGUCAACACUCCCUCAACUCGACCCAACUCAUGGGUAUAAUGACUCUUGUAAUCUCCGGCGCCAUCUUGCUCCUCCUCACCGGCGUCACCAUCACUGUUGCCGUCGUCGGAUUCAUCUUCUUUGCACCUCUCAUCAUCCUCACCAGCCCCAUAUGGGUCCCAAUCGGCACUCUCCUCUUCGUAGUCGUCGCUGGCUUCCUCUCGGUUUGCGGGUCUGGUCUGGCCGCCGCCGCCGCCGUGUCGUGGUUGUACAAGUAUUCCAGAGGGUUGCAUCCAGUCGGUUCAGACCGGGUUGACUAUGCGAGGAGCCGGAUUGCUGAUACUGCGAGUCAUAUGAAGGAUUAUGCGAGGGAAUACGGUGGGUACUUUCAGGGUAAGGUGAAGGACGCAGCUCCCGGUGCUUGAAGGUGGUGCAAACCGGUCGGAAACAUGAAGAGCAGUCGGACAGAUGGCUGACCGGAUUGUUCGUCUUUUAUUUCGUAUUUUUACCUGUGUGUGUGUUUUUUUUUUUUUUCUUUGUCUAGUGUUUGAAAAAUCAAAAAUCAUGUGUUGUGUCUGCUAUAACAAUGUGUACCUCCUGCAGUAAGGGUUGUAUAUUUGACAGACUUUUUUAUUUUGUGGUUAACAAGAUGAAAUUUGAUUGGUAACAAA